Messenger RNA from Mya arenaria, 2113 nucleotides. RefSeq names its product E2F-associated phosphoprotein-like. Bases 117 to 968 code for a protein of 283 amino acids. The record is from RefSeq and is a predicted model, not a curated record. The transcript has 5 exons. NCBI's taxonomy places the organism in Eukaryota, Metazoa, Mollusca, Bivalvia, Myida, Myidae. Gene Ontology annotation, cellular component: nucleus. Gene Ontology annotation, biological process: positive regulation of cell population proliferation.
AGAAAAACACACGAAAAUAACGCACGAAAACGCUCGGACCAUCAUACCAUAAUUUUAAUUUUACAAAAGCGUCUAACAACGAAUUGUAGUUCAAAGCUUUCUGUCUUGAACUACAAAUGGAUCCUGAUGUAGACUACUAUGACCGUUAUGAUGACAGUGACAAUGAGCGUGCAGAAAGUUCAGAUGAUGAGAUUGACAUUCUGCUCCAUGGAACCCCAGAGCAGAAGUGUCGCCUGUGUCAGCCAUCACCUGGCGUCGGUGUAGUUCAGAGGGAGAAACCUGGCAGCGAGGAUGAGUGGGAGAAAGAGAUGAACGCAGAGCUGAAUGGAAGAGUAAAAGAGCUGGAGAGACGCAGAGGAUCUCUCUCGGAUGCGGGCUGUUCUGGGGGAUCAGUGAUGGAUCUGGAUACUGAAGAGCCCGUCAAGUUUUAUGACGAUGUUUACUUUGAUUCUGAUGAAGAGGAUAUGGUCAAUACAGGUGAUGCUGCCCAGAAGAAAAGGAAACAGCACACAGAUGAAGAUCUACUGUACAACCCUGAGGAAGACGAGGACAAUGAAAAGUGGAUUGAGUCACGGAGGCGGGAGUACCUGCCUAAGCCUGGCCCGAUCCCUGGGGGGUCUAAGGCAAAGACCAAGAAAAAGAAGCCCCUUCCAAGUAGUGAUGCAGUUCUGGACUGCCCUGCCUGCAUGACUACACUGUGUAUGGACUGUCAAAGACAUGAUGUGUACAACAACCAGUACCGAGCCAUGUUUGUCUCCAAUUGUAAGGUGGAGAUGGGAGAGCUACUUAAAUUCCCAAAGGCCAGUAACAAGCGGAAUAGGAAGAGCAAAUCAAAAGAAGGUAGCACAAACGAGCCAAGCUGCGACGACAUGUUUAACCCUGUCAAAUGUACAGAAUGUAACACUGUUGUGGCUGUGUAUGAUAGGGAUGAAGUGUAUCAUUUCUUUAAUGUCCUCGCAAGCUACUGACAUGGAAUACGAUGAAAUUGCUUGGUUAUAAAGCUAAUUGUUGGGGAUGACUGAUUGAUAAUAUCUUGUAUGUUCUGUUGUCACUUGACUUUUCCUCACUGCAAGAAACACUUGAAGCAAACUUGUUGGAGUGACACGUUUGUUAGCCCUACACUGGGUUGACCACUGGGUUGGCCACUGGGCUGACCACUGGGUAGCAUAAAAAUGAUCUCUGUACUGAAGGUCAAGCCUUCAAGAUUGCAGGUAUUAGCAAAGAGACACACAAACAUUCUGGAUUGAGGAAAGCACUGACCAUGACUUCUGUGAUAGACGUGGAGUGAAGUGAACCUUACUGGAUACAAUAUUUCAUCAAUUUUCUGUAUUGUUGAAAAGUUCUCACCAAUUCCAUUGACAUCAAUGGACCACAGGAAUGGUAUAGCUGUUUACUGUGAUUCAUGGAAACUAAAUUCCACAUUCCUGCAUCUCUCCUGUACAAGAAACUGAACAAACCAUUGUGACGGACACAUGAUUAUGUUGUUUUUUAUUGUCUGUGUAUGACAUUGAAUAUACAGAUAACCUGUCAUGAUGGGGCCUGUGCCUAAACCAUUACUGCAAAGAAAAGAAAUCAACAAAAAGGUUUGAAAAUAAGAAAUUACACCUAAUGAUUCAGCGAAUUUAUAUUGUUAAAUGGUAACAUGUAUGUAUGCAUAAUGUAUUAUAUAAUUAUCACUUCUUGAGAUGUCCUGAUUUUUAGGUCAUUGUAAAUUGUUUUUUGAACUUAAAAGAUAGUAAGGUGUACAGCCACCUCAACUGCAAGUUGAUCUGUCAAAUCUUACUAUUUGAUUUGUGAUCAUUCUCUGUCUGUAAAAAUUGGUUCGUAUUCAUUACUGCAAAUACAGAUUGUAAUAUUUCAGUCUGCAAAUACUCCACUUUCAACUAAUUUACAAAUUCUUCCUACUUCUUGCCUUACGUAGAAGGUAAGUUACAAAUGCAUUGUAAUAUAUCAAUAUAGGCUAUCCAUUUGAAGCAUUUUUGUUUUUCUGUUACCAGCUAAAAUCAUGUGGAUGACAAUAGUAGUAGUAUUUUGUAAAAACAAACUUGCAAAACUUGGUAAACUUUAAUACAUAAAUUAGUUAUUGUCUUAGUAAUUAAAUUGUGUUUUCAUU